GUCUCUGGCCGUGCCCGGGGGGUGUGUGUCUCUGGCCGCGCCCGGUCCCAGGAGGCUCUGACAGCCCGUCUGAAGGGCCAUAACGUCAAUACCAGUGAAGCUGCAUCUUGUUUCCCACUAAACCUGUUGUCUCGAUGCCUCCGGGUGCCAGCUGCAUUAAGCAGGCAUCACUAGGGACUGGGAUAGAGCCUCUGGCCGGGGCAAGCCAGGCCCAGCCUGCCAGCUAAGCAUGCGCCGCCCUCCCUCCAUCCCCAUCCCACCCCAGCAAGUGUGUGUAUGUGUUUAGACCAGCAUGGAGGGAGCACCCCCCUUGUACCUGCUGCCUGCUCCCAGCCCACCCUUCCCCAUCUGGGCCUUUGCACUGCAUGACUUGGGCGUCAGUAACCGGCCUGGGCAUGCUGCCGUGCCCUGCCCAUUCUGGCCAACAUCCCCCUUAUCUUCCUGCCGCCUGGCCUGAUCAGGUUAGUGCCGGUGGCGCUGGGAUUGCAGGCCCCAGAGAAGGGCCCAGUAGCUACCAGGAAGUAAAUUGGGUUUGUUUCCCUGCUGUGUUUGGAGGGCGGUUUCCUGGGCCAAAGGGAGGAGGGGAGGGCCUGGGAGCUGAGUAGGGCGUUUCUGUGCCCACUUCCCUUGCCAUGCUCUCCCUGGGCCUGGAACCUCCUCCCCUUCCCUGGCCUCCCUCCUACCCCCCCUGCCCUCUGCUGGGUGCUGCUCUGGGCAGGAGUCCGGCAACGGCUGGGCUGCGAAUGCUGCUUCCCCAGACGGAGGAGUGGCUGGGCCCGCAGGGGCGGUGUCCUCGGAAGGUGAGUGCACCUUCCCCACCCACGGGCUCCGUAUGGUGCUGUGGGCCCCCCCGGGGGGGGGGGCACUAACCCAGCAAAGCUGCACAGUGUCUUGGGCAGUCCCCACAGCAGCCUGGGCGGCUCACUCCCCUUGACACUUGGGGAGACCCCAGGGUACGUGGGCAGCUCUGGAUGUUUACUGGGACCCGGCCACGGGCCCCCUCUGCUUUGCUCCCUUCCUGGCUGGAGGUGCUGGCAUAGGCUUCUGGCUUCCCUGGCUGUGGGGAUGACAGCCCAGCCCCUCUUUGCAGGGCACAUCAGUCUGGCCCACUGGCUGCGGUGUCACAGAAGGUUCUGUCUGGAGGCAGGCAAGCCCCUGGGCUGGUUUGCUCUGGUCUGGUGCCCCUUGGGCUGCUGCACAAGGAUAUGGGCUCACUGGGUUUGCUGCUCCUCUAAGGGAGAUUCCCGUGGGCUGGCUGGAUGUGUGUGUGGCAAGCAGCGUUCCCAGGUGUCCCUUCACCUCCCCACUGCACCCCGGCUGCUCCAGGCCCCGGCAUCUCUUGGCAGAUCGAGCCAGGCUCACCUUGGCUGAGACCCCAAACUUCCCGCACUUGUCUGCUAGGCCUCCUCAGGGGAAGCGGGUGCCAGGCGGCCUCCCAAGCCCGGUGUGUCAGGCAAGCAGGGAUCCAAACGAGGAGCCAGUGCCAGGGGCUCCCCUGUAUGAUCCCCAGCAGCCAGAUGCCGUCUCCUCCCCGGCUCGUAGUGACCUCCUGGGGCAGGCCUAGCUUGGACGGAGCCGGCAGUGAGUCAGCGGGGGAAGAGGCUGCUCCGAUGGUGGGGUGUCUUCAAGAGCCACGGCGAGUGGUUCGCUUCGUCCCGUCAGUGCUGAGUGCACGGCAGCCUCCUCGAGGGCUCGGCCAGGCCGGCUAACUCCCUGUUUGUCGCUGAACCGCAGGUUGGACUCCACGCAGAAGGGCUCUGCAGCUCUGCUCCCCGUGUGCGGCGCAGAUGGAGUACGUGGAUAUGAACAAGCUGAGCUGCGGGAAGAAGACGCGGGUGGAAGGCGGCCAGCUCGGGGGCGACGAAUGGACCCGCCACGGCAGCUUCGUCAAUAAGCCCACCCGCGGCUGGCUGCACCCCGACGACAAGGUCAUGGGCCCCGGCGUCUCCUACCUCGUCAGGUACAUGGGCUGCGUGGAAGUUCUCCAGUCCAUGCGGGCGCUGGAUUUCAACACCAGGACUCAGGUCACCAGGGAGGCGAUCAGCCUGGUGUGCGAGGCAGUGCCCGGUGCCAAAGGAGCCGUCCGGAGGAGGAAGCCCUGCGGCCGCUCACUGAACUCCAUCCUGGGCAAGAGCAACCUCAAGUUUGCCGGCAUGCCCAUCACCCUCACAAUCUCCACCAGCAGCCUCAACCUCAUGGCGUCCGACUGCAAACAGAUCAUCGCCAACCAUCACAUGCAAUCCAUCUCCUUCGCCUCAGGGGGGGACCCGGACACUGCAGAGUACGUUGCCUACGUUGCCAAAGACCCCGUCAAUCAGAGAGCCUGCCAUAUCCUGGAGUGCCCCGAGGGCCUGGCGCAGGACGUGAUCAGCACCAUUGGACAGGCCUUCGAGCUGCGCUUCAAGCAGUACUUGAAAAACCCCCCAAAGCUCGUAACUCCCCAUGACAGGAUGGCUGGGUUUGACGGCUCGGCCUGGGACGAGGAGGAAGAAGAGCCAUCGGACCACCAGUACUACAACGACUUCCCCGGCAAAGAGCCACCCCUCGGGGGCGUGGUGGACAUGCGGCUGCGUGACGGCGCCAGCGUGGCACAGACGCCCAAUCACCUGGGGGCAACGCUGCCUGUGGGCCAGAUGUCCAGCGCAGAGCACGACCCCCGGAAGCAGCACCCUCCUGCCCAAGGAAGGGAUAAAUACGCCCCCGGCGCCGGCCCAGCCCUCCGCACCGAUCUGUUUGACGACCCGUCCUACGUCAACGUGCAGAACCUGGACAGGUCGCGCCAGGCCUCUGCCGCCAGCAUCCCGGGCACGGCCAACGGCAGUGCCCAGCGAGACCUCUUCGACAUGAAGCCCUUCGAGGACGCCCUGCGUGUCCCGCCCACGGUGCCGGUGGGGCUGCCGCCGGCCCAGCUCCUGGCCUCCAUGGAGGAGCAGCUGCGGCGGGAGCCCUGGUACCACGGGAAGAUGAGCCGCAAGGAGGCGGAGAAGCUGCUGAAGGUGAACGGGGACUUCCUGGUGCGGGAGAGCACCACCACACCGGGCCAGUACGUGCUGACCGGGCUGCAGGGCGGGCAGCCCAAGCACCUGCUGCUGGUCGACCCCGAGGGAGUGGUGCGGACGAAGGAUCAUCGCUUUGAGAGCGUCAGUCACCUGAUCAGCUACCACAUGGACAAUCACCUGCCCAUCAUCUCGGCGGGCAGCGAGCUGUGCCUACAGCAGCCCGUGGAGAGGAGACUGUGAGGCGUGGGUGGCCUCGGCGGAGCCCCCCAGGCCCUGCCCACCCUGGCCUGCUCAUCCCCUCUCUGCCAGCAGGGCUCUUGGACUGUUUCAGCCGCUGCUUCCCCAGGAGGCCCUGGGGCUCCCCGUCUCUCCGCCAUGAGCUCAGACUCCCUGGGCUCACACCAGCCCCUCCGGAGACAGAGCAGAGGUGGAGGUGGCCGGGGGAGCCGGGGCUGGGCAGAGGGCGGGGGCCUGUUUCUGCAUCCAGGGAGCUGCACCAGCCACAGCUCCACCUCUGCUAGCACCAAACUCCAGCCUGGGCGGCUGUGUGCACUGCUCCGAAGGCCAAUUGCAACCACACACACUCGCCCUCGCCCCGCGUUCAUCCCCCCCCUCGGGCAGGGCGGGUGGGAGGGAGCCUGCCCUGACCGCCGAGUGCCUGCUGAGCCUCUGUGAGGAAGGUGAGGGUCAAUCCUAUUGGCUCAGAGGCCUGCCUGUCUGGAGGUUGCAGAGCGCUCCUGGCCCCCGCCCUCCCCGAGAGGCAGCUCACCCCAGCAGGGAAGGGCUGGAUUCUCAUCUGCCGUUCCCCUGCAAUCCCUAGGGGCCAGCACCCAUGGGUGGCACCACCUGCGUGAUCCCUUUGGGAGAGCCACCCGCACCACAGAGCAGCGCCAUGGCUCUUGCUGCACAGAGCGAGAACAAGGGAGAUUUUCCCCAGAGGGUGGGAGUGGAGGGCCCCCUGCCCUCCCCAGGUGAACCCGGCCCUCUGCUCUGCGAAGCCCAAGGCUGGGCCGGCCGCACACCGAAUGUACCCGAUCACUUUACGUAUUAACUCUGUGCCUUGACCCUCCACAGGUCCCAGAUACUUAUGCAAAGCAGUUGGCCCUGGGGCGGGCUAGGGAGAGCAGUCAGCCCACCCUGGGAGCACAGCCCCUGUCCUCACGCAAGGCUCCCAGAGGCCACAGCCAGGCCUGGUCCCGCCUGUCCUGCUGGCUGGAAGCAGAGCUCAGGUGGCCCCUUCUGCAGCAGGCUGCUCACAGUCCCACUCCUCAUCCUGGAAGGCAACUCCCAGCCUGUGUCCAGGGAGGGGCAUGGAUGGAAAUGAGAUGGGGUAAAUGGGGUUCUCCAUAAGCGGGCAAGAGCCCCUUGGCCCCCCUGCCCUUGGAGGGGAGCAGUGCUAUACACUACGCCCUUCUGCCCCUUGGGCAGGGUGUCACAGCCAGUUCCCUGUACUCCAGCUCGGUCUGGGCCAACCACGCAGCCAAAGGAAGCACGUAGCACCCAACAAGAUUGCAGCCGGAAGGGGGGAACCAGAACUCCCCACAUCAGGGGACAAGACAGCUGGCCUGAGCCCUGCUGCUGCUCCCCAGCCAGCGCUAAGCAGUGUCCGCCGGGAGCAGCCUCCUGGGCUUCCCAGGCUCUGCUGCAGUGGCAGGUGAGCCCUCUCCCUGCAGGGCAUGAAGCCUGCCCGCCCCUGGGUCUGCACGGUGUGGGGGGAUCCCAGUGUUGCAUGCACAUUGUUCUACUCUGACGCCAAAGUGUAACCCUCCCCCUCACGCCUCCUGCUCCCCCGAGAGGAGUCAGCCUGGGCUCAGAGGGGGGAGGGUUUUGCUUUCUCCCCUCCCCCUUCUCUCUUUCUCCUUUAUAUGGGUUUGAUUUGUUACCAGGUCUUGAUUAUACCAAAGGAAUUGGAUGGUUAUUAUUAAAGUUAGUAUUUCUUUAA
This is a messenger RNA of Terrapene triunguis (Three-toed box turtle), 4941 nucleotides long. RefSeq names its product SHC adaptor protein 1 (gene SHC1). Bases 1788 to 3239 code for a protein of 483 amino acids. Gene Ontology annotation, biological process: cell surface receptor protein tyrosine kinase signaling pathway; intracellular signal transduction. The record is from RefSeq and is a predicted model, not a curated record. The transcript is spliced from 13 exons. Gene Ontology annotation, cellular component: plasma membrane. Gene Ontology annotation, molecular function: receptor tyrosine kinase binding. Lineage: Eukaryota; Metazoa; Chordata; Testudines; Emydidae.